Molecule: messenger RNA, 3333 nt
Organism: Syngnathoides biaculeatus (alligator pipefish)
Lineage: Eukaryota; Metazoa; Chordata; Actinopteri; Syngnathiformes; Syngnathidae
Product: WW domain-binding protein 1
Exons: 8
Coding region: 856-2082 (408 amino acids)
Source: RefSeq, a predicted model, not a curated record
GUUAUGCGAGGGAUUUAUGAGCGCUCCGCUUCGCGCACUGGUGGACUGCGUGAAGCCGUGGCCCGCACGGUCUCAUGACAAAACUGGAAAAACGAAUGGGGCAGUGUAGUCUGCCACCCACAUAAAACAAAAACUGAAAAACUGAAUUGACCACCGUCUGAUAUCAGACCCUUCUCCAAAGAAACAACAACAAAAAAACUUACAUCAAACAUCCAAGCCUAGCCUUCGAGUCUUGUUGCUAUGGGGAGAGUUCCUGCCGCCCGCAACGGGCUGUGAUUGGCCAAGAUCCUGCCUUAGGAGCCUAUCAGAGACCAACCAUUCCUCCGACAGGGCAACGGAGGAAAGCGGCACAGUGCGGCGAGCCCGAUGCGCGACGGGUGCUGAUGGCGGCGGGGCUGGCGGAGGGUCUCACCGAGGACGAGGAGGCGGGGAAGGGUCCUGGCAGAGCGAGGAGGCCCCGGCGGUACCGAUACACCGAACCAGAAGCCCACAGUGAGGACGGAUGGAGCGGGUCGCAGGAGUGCUUGGAGCCAAUCCCAGCACAGGCAGAGCCGGGGAUUUGAACCCCGAUCCUCAGGUGGGAUUGCACCUCGGCCGCCAUCUCGUCUCCUCCAGCCGUCGUGUCCCCGCGGUGUGGCGCUCAAAGCGUUUUGCCAGUUAGCGUGUAUUGACAGGAAGCUAGCGGGCUAACAACAACCUCGCCGUUAGCCGCUAAAAGCUGGAAAAGCAGAACUGACUCGGAGUGAUAGCGAUGGAACCACGAGGAUCGGCCCGCGUCUUCAGGGGCUAGCUGCUUGUUGGUGCAAGCAGUUAGCGGUGGCGCGGGACUAGGGAAGCGGGCGGAGCGGGGGUGCGAUGGAGUACCACUCCGGUGGCAGCCUGCCCCUGCUGGGGAGACCGCGCUACUGCCCUGGCGCCAACGCAAACGGCGGCUACCUGUGCGAGACGGGCCACUGCUGCGGCGAGACGGGUUGCUGCACGUACUACUACGAGCUGUGGUGGUUCUGGCUGCUGUGGACGGCCCUCAUCAUGUUCAGCUGCUGCUGCGCGUAUCGCCACCGGCGGGCCAAAGUGCGGGCGCAGCAGCAGCAGCGGCGCCAGCGAGAGAUCAGCCUGCUGGCCUACCGGGGCACCGCCUCCUACCCGUCCUCCAUGCUGGACCUCAGUUUCCUGGCGUCGCUCAAGCUGCCGUCGUAUGAGGAGGUGGCGGCGCAGCCCUCCACGCCGCCGCCGCCCUACAGCUCCGUCUUCACCGCGCCGCGCUACCCGCAGCCCCCCCGCGCCGCCGACCCCCACCUGCUCUUGCGGCACGACCCGCUGCUCCACAGGCCGCUCAGCGACGGGCCCUCCUCGCUCAGCUCGGACAACAGCUCCAGCUGCUCCUGCGACUCCUGCUGCCCGUCGUCCCCGUGCAGCUCCUUCCCUUCCGCCCCCUUGACCUACGAGACGGACACAAGCCACGCCUCCACGCCCAGUGAGUUGGCCGCCCUCCCCUUUGAUGCGGGCACGGAGACCCCCCCGCGGGCUCCUCCUUCGCCCGGCUCGGACACCGCGCCCGUUCACGCCGAUGCAGCCGCCGUCUCAAAAAUCAACUCGCCGCCGGCGGACCCCGGCCCGCUUCCGCCGGUAGACCCCGAGUCCACCCCCAAAAAGCUAACGUCGCCCGGGUCCAGCGAGUGCAAGGCCCCCUCUGCCCACUCCCCCCCUACCACCUCUUUCCUCCUGGACCCGUCCCAACCGGCCCGGCCAACUCAGGCCGCCCCCAAGCAGACGCUCUUUUCACCGUGCGUGGAUGUCAUCCGAGCAGAGACGGACGAAGAGGGGGACCAAGACAACGUGGACGCCGACGAGACCCAGUACCGCCACCGGAGACUGACCGGCGACUCAGGCAUCGAAGUGUGCCGCUGCCGCGUCCAAGGCCAGGAGGCGCGGGAGGAGGACGCCGAGAGAGAGAGCGCCGCGAGGGGAAAGAACUCUGAUCUCCACGACAGCGUGGACUGUCCUUCCAAGUGUGCCGCCACCCCGUGCCACCCCCACGAGGAGGCGGGCGAGGUGGUGGUUGUCGUGGAGACAGCGCGAUAGGGUGCGGCCCCCGGUCAUGCCAGAUGAGGGACAGGCCUGUCCGCAGCCGGUCAUCUUUAUUUCUCACGGACUUCCCGCUCUCAUCUACUUCUUGAUUGGACUUUUGGGAAGUGAAGUGGUCCACUUUGGCACGGACUCGUUCUGCCCGGUUGGACUUGUACAUUACCUGAUUGAAUGUAGACACGUUCGAAUUAGACGUAUAUUGCAGGCCGAACAAUUCCCGUGUAGACAUGGACGCGUCCUAGUUGGACACAGACUUGAUUCGGGACAUGUACACUUCCAGCCGGACACGUACGUAGUUUGGUUUGACGUUUUUCACUUCUGGACCGGUCUUGUGUACUUCCUGAUUGGACAUGUAGACUUCCGGUUGGACAUGGACACUUCCUAAUUUGACAUAGAUACUUCCUGUUUGAACGGCGACUCAUUGUUUGACACGUACACUUUGGAAAUGGACUUUGGGCAGGUCCUGUUUGGACGUUGAUGCCUCCUGAUUGUACAAGCGCACACCUUCUUUGGAUGUGUACAGGUCCCGAUUGUACGAGCACACGCCUCGAUUGGCUGUGUACGCUUCCUGAUUGGACAUGUACACCUUCUGAUUGGUCAGUUGCACUCCGUUGUCGGACGUGGACACUUCCUGAUUUGACGUGAACUCUGCCCGUUUGGGAUAAUGGAAACUUCCUGAUGUACCGUUUACUUAGCAGACGGGUGAGUGGAAAAUCCGGCUCCGCCCCUCUUUCGUGUUUUACAUGUGGUGCUUUUCUUCUUCUUUAGCUGAGGGACUGCAACCGCAGACACCCUCUGUGGUGAACUACUGUUACUACAGCUAGCCAAGUUUGUAGCGCUCUUCUUUCUCUUUUUGUCGCUUUUUACUCGAGUCAAAACACAGAAAAUGAUUGUUAGUACGCCGACCCGCUGCUAGCCAGAUGCUAUCUCCGUAGGAACCCAGCGCUAAUCACUAGUAGCGCACAAAGUUUGUCACCUUAAAUAAAUAAUAGUGGAGAAAGUUUGAAAAGCACCUAAUCUUGCGUAAAGCCAUCAAAACUGUGUUCCUGUUUUUUUGUUUUUGGGCUUUCAAGCCACACAAUUUGCGUCUGGUUUAGCACUUGCACACGUCGACGGAUUCAGUUUUUCUCUGCUCGUCGUUACUUCCUGUUUGUGUCGUGACGAGGCAUUAACGAGGCCAAUUCUUAUUCUGAGGAUCUUGGAUGUGUGUUUUUGUGUCAUCUGUGCUAAAUAAACGGAUCACGUGUA